AUGAAGUCUAAUGCAUGGAGGGUUCUUGAAGUUGAUGCAACUUUAGACUUCAUAAUCUGGUCUCUUGAUCGAGGGGUGUCUUUGAAGGGAAAGAUUUACUGGAUUACUGAAGGUAAAGGAACGGUAAGCAAGAAAAUAGUAAGUUUUGAUUAUUCAACGGAAAGAUUUGAAUAUCUAUGUCUACCGCGUCAGUAUGAUUCCUAUGAGACUCUGUCUCUAUCCGUUGUUAGAGGAGAGGAACUUUCAGUGUUAUUACAACGCGAUAAUGAGUCGAAGACAAAUAUAUGGGUGUCAAAUAAGAUUAGCGAUGAGACCAAAGCGGUGUCGUGGAGCAAGGUCUUAGCAGUAGAUUUGACUUCUUAUGAUAUCAGUGCGGAUGGCGCAAGUUUCCUUUUCGACGAGGAGAGAAAAGUCCUCGUGUGUUGUACUUGGGAUCCCGCUGUAUAUAUCGUUGGAGAGGACAAUAAUGUCAGAGUUGACCAAAAUAUGCCAAGAUCUUUGUUAUCUUUGUUUAAUUACGCUCCGAGUUUGACUCAAAUACAGCAAGAUCCCGGAGGCAAAAGAAAAAGAGGCGACGAAUGA
Molecule: messenger RNA, 582 nt
Organism: Microthlaspi erraticum
Lineage: Eukaryota; Viridiplantae; Streptophyta; Magnoliopsida; Brassicales; Brassicaceae
Source: the annotation of a GenBank genome assembly